AUGUCUUUAACAAGCCAAUCAUACGUGGUCCGCUCUCCCGGCGGGCCAAUCACGCUUGAAACUGUCCACUACGAUCAUAUAGGCGACCAUGAGCUACUCCUUCGAACUGUUGCAGUGUCAGUCUGCGCGUCGGACAUCAAGGCUGCUGCGGGCAAGUUCUUCAUGAAGCCGCCUAUGAUACUGGGCCACGAGGGUGCGGGGAUUGUGGAAAAGAUCGGCGCCAAGGUCACGGCAUUCAAGCCGGGGGACAAGGUCGUUCUGCAUUACAGCAGCUGCAAAUCUUGCGGAGCCUGUGUGGCAGGCAACAAUCCUUACUGUGAGAGGAUGGAUCAAUUAAACUUUGGAGGGUUGCGAGAAGAAAGCGACACAAGCAAAGCUGCCACGGCAGAGGAUAGCCAGCCACUGAAUGCCUUCUUCUUUGGCCAAAGCUCUAUGGGCCGACAGGCCCUAGUCAGAGAGACCAGCGCGGUGAAGGUAGAUGCAACCGAGGACGAGCUCAAGCUCUUUGCGUCGCUGAGUUGCGGGGUGCAGACGGGAGCAGGGGCGGUGCUCAACGUCUGCAGGCCUUCCCCAGGUGCUGCUUAUGCGAUCUUUGGCGCUGGUGCAGUUGGUCUGGCCGCAGCGCUGGCAGCUAGGCUGUUUUCACCAUCUCAUGUGAUUGUCAUUGAUAUCUCACAGAAGAAGCUCGACUUGAUCCCGUCGGGGCUCGCUACUCAUACCAUAUGCUCAUCGGGAUUAGAACGAGGGUCAGUUGCAGCGCAGAUCGAAAGAUUAACUGCUAUGCAAGGUGUUGACUAUGCCCUGGACUGUGCUGGAAAUGGCAAUCUCAUUGCAGAAGGUUGUACAGCUCUCAAAAAAAGAGGAAUGGUGGUCACCAUCGGUGGUGGUGCCACACAGGCUCCUCUGGAUAUAAACGAGAUGCUUGUCAAAGGAUUGACCUAUAGAGGGACACAUCAAGGUGACUCUGUGUCGCAAAAUUUCAUACCAUAUCUGAUCAAGCUUUGGAGGGCUGGCCAAUUUCCGUUCGACAGAUUACUCUCUCACUACAAGCUGGAGGAUCUGCCUCAAGUGCUGGCUGACCUGAAGGAUGAUAAGAUAAUAAAGCCGGUCCUAGCUACAUGA
Diaporthe amygdali is the source of this 1122-nucleotide messenger RNA. RefSeq names its product lcohol dehydrogenase. The record is from RefSeq and is a predicted model, not a curated record. NCBI's taxonomy places the organism in Eukaryota, Fungi, Ascomycota, Sordariomycetes, Diaporthales, Diaporthaceae. Gene Ontology annotation, molecular function: zinc ion binding; oxidoreductase activity. Bases 1 to 1122 code for a protein of 373 amino acids. The transcript has a single exon.